Cuculus canorus (common cuckoo) is the source of this 3097-nucleotide messenger RNA. RefSeq names its product rac GTPase-activating protein 1. Gene Ontology annotation, biological process: signal transduction. NCBI's taxonomy places the organism in Eukaryota, Metazoa, Chordata, Aves, Cuculiformes, Cuculidae. The transcript has 17 exons. The record is from RefSeq and is a predicted model, not a curated record. Bases 151 to 2391 code for a protein of 746 amino acids.
CUGCCCCCCCGCAUCCCGCGGCAUCCCGGGGCAUCCCGCGGGAGCGCUGCCCCGCGCCGGGGCGGUGGGAGGCGGAGGCGGGGCCGCGCCGGGCUCCACCCCGGCCCCCAGCCCACAUAGAGCGGCCGGGACGCCCCCGGCCCCGGGCGCAUGGCGCAGCGCGGGGGCUCCGGGAGCGCCCGUGGGAGGCGGGGGUCGCGCUGCCUUUCCCCGAGGGGGCUGCGGGCCGGCAGGAUGCUGCGGCAGCGCUGCGGGCGGCUCCUGGCCCAGCUGAAGCGGGUGUCCGAGCUGCUGGAGCUCAGCGGCAGCGUGGAGGAAGACUACAUCCAGAUCGUUCGGUGCUUCGAGACUAUGCGCCAGAGGUGCUGCCGCCUGGAGCAGGACGGGCAGCGGGCCCGCGAGCGCCUGGCCCGCGCCGAGGCUGGGCAGGCGGCGCUGGAGGUGAAGCUCAAGCACGCCCGCAAACAGGUCGAGGUGGAGAUAAAGAAGCGGCACCGUCUGGAGGCUGAACUGGAGAUGCAGGAGCGCAAACAUCAGCUUGUCUUAGAGUCCCUGAUGCAGGAGCCAUGGGGCAGCGGCAUCCUGACCAGGGAGCAGUGCUCCAUCCUCAAUGCCCUGGUCAGCCAGCGCCUUGGGGCAGCCCUGGCAGCAGGCAGGAGGUCAUCUGCAGUGGACGAAUCGUGCCAGUCCCUCCUGUCCCACUCGGACAUCAGCUAUGACCGCACUGAUGAUGAUGUGGAUGUUGAUGUAACGGUGGCGCAGACCCUGAAGCGCAAAGCCCAGGAGAGGCAGCGUGUGUCCCUGGCCCCUCAGAUCGGCCCUGUGGUGGUGGCGAAGCGGCACCGGUCUUCUGUGGCACCUCAAAACACUGAGUGCUCAGCUGUCUGCUCCAGGUUCCUGUGCCCUGCAGCCUGUAUCUACCAGGUUUACCCUGGCUGUGCUGGACCAGUGCCCUACAGCCUGUACACUCCUAUACCCAUGGCGAGUGUCCCCCCCGUGCCCACUCCUGAAGAGAUCACAGGCCCUGCUGGCAGCCUCCUGCCCACUGCUUUGUUGCCACGACGCUGCUCUCGCCAGGGACACCGUAUCUCCACACGUGCAGGGGUACUGGGGUCUCUGAACAUGCCAAAUGCCACUGUCCUAGGGCAGCUGGGAUGCUGCAGAGGCUGCCUGGAGGUAGGAAGCCUCCUCACAGCCCAGCCAGGAGCUGGGAUGGUUUGCCUUGCAGAGCCUGCUCUACUGCCUCCUCUCUCUGCAGAGCUGACCACUGCGUGGGGCACAGGUGAGGAUCCAAGCUGCCAUGCACCUGGACAGGAGAGCCACACCGUGGGCGGCUCAGAGGGGCAGCCAGUGCCAGCCCACUUCCCCUCUCCUCCACAAACUCUCCCAAAGCUCCAGCAUGAGUUCACCUCCAAAACAGUGAUCCGCCCUGAGCCUUGUGGUAUCUGCGGCUCCCGUAUCCGCUUUGGGAAGGCUGCCAUCAAGUGCCGCCAGUGCCAGCUGCUGCUACACCCCAAGUGCCAGGACCAGUGCCCCAGCCCCUGUGUACCUCGGCCUCACCACCAUGCCUGGCCUCGUGAGGGUGUGCUGGCUGACUUUGCCCCCACCGUGCCACCCCUUGUGCCUGUGCUGGUGUUGCAGUGUGUGACCGAGGUGGAGAGGCGAGGCUUGACAGAGACAGGGCUGUACCGGGUGCCGGGCACGGAACCACUGGUGCGGGAGUGGAAACGGAGGCUGCUGCAGGCAGGGGGUGCGCUGCCUGCCCUUGGCAGUGUGGAUAACAUCCAUGUGGUAUGUGGGGUGCUCAAGGACUUUCUGCGAGGGCUCAAGGAGCCACUGGUCACCUUCAGCCUCCACUCUGCCUUUCUGCAGGCCGCUGACAUCCCAGAUGAUGCUGCCUGCAGCACCACCCUGUGCCACUUGGUGAGCAAGCUGCCCCCAGCCAACCGGGACACCCUGGCCUUCCUUAUGCUGCACCUGCUCAGGGUGUCACACAGCCCUGAGUGCAAGAUGGACAUCCUCAACCUGUCCCGUGUGUUUGGUCCCACACUGGUGGGACAUGGCUCAGCCAACCCUACACCACUCGCCAUUAUGGAGGACACACCACGGCAGUGCAAGGUGGUGGCUCAGCUGCUCUCACUGCCACCCGACUUCUGGAGAGGCUUCCUGAGAACGAAGCAGGAAAACCCACUGCCACCACCAGCCCUGGGAGAUGAACGUGAGCCAUUCUUCCGCCCCAUCUCCUCCCCAGAUGCAAAGCUGCGCCAGCUGAGCCCAGGUGGCACUUGCUGCCUCCCCAGCAACCUUUGGAGCUGUGUGGGCACAGCCACCCAGCCCCCGCAGGGGAUGGGCCCGAAGAAGGUGGGUCGUUUCUUUCCUUCUCUGCUGUAGCCUGCAGCAGCGGCUCCCUGGGGACACUGAAGAGCUGGCACUGGAGGAGGAGCAAAGCCUGUGGGACCAGGCAGCUGCCUGUGAGCUGGUGGUGCUGAGCUCCAUACCCUACUGUGCUUGACUGGGGAGCAAAGCUGGCACUGCCCUACUGUGGUGGUGGCGGUGAUAAUGCCCCAGCCUGUACCUAGGGGCUGUUUGUAUUAAAUGUUUGUAGCAAAACAAGCUCUCUGUCCCUCCCUGCUGCUGUCAGGUACCACGGUUUGGGGCUACAAAGAGCUGUACUGACAGCACGGGGUGGGCAGUGCUCCCUGAAAACCCCCAUUUGCUGUGCAGGGAGGGCAGGCAGAGCCCCUCCUCGCCCUGCCCUCCAGCCCAGGAUUCAGGAGGCCCUGGCCUCAAAAGCUGUUGCUGCUCGGGGCAGGACAACCUUAAAGCGUUUCCAGACUUCCUGGCACCUUAGCGGAGGCCCCUUUAACUCCUUCCUCCCCUCCAGUCCCGGCGCUGGAGCUGCCAAGCAAGGCUGGGAUGCACAGCGCCUCCCCUCCACGAGGGGGAAGCUGGCUGUAACGGAGCAAGGGCCCAGGCAGGGCUUGUGCCCCAAAUAACUCGGCACAAAGGGAACUUGGGGGAAAAGGGACCUUACACAACAGGGCUGAGAACUGUCCCAGGACCACGUUCAGCAGCUGAGAAACCUUUGUCCAUACUA